GCCUUUUUAAGGUUCUUCACGCUGAGGACAAUGCUCCUCACGCUGAGGACAAGGUUCCUCACGCUGAGGACAAUGUUCCUAACGCUGAAGACAAGGUUCCUCACGCCGAGGAUAAGGUUUCUCACACCGAAAACAAGGUUCCUCACGUUGAGAACCAGGUUCCUCACGCUGAUGAGGACAAGGUUCUUCACCCCGAGGACAAGGUUCCUCACGCCGAGGACAAGGUUCCUCAAGCUUAGGACAAGGUUCCUCACGCUGAGGACAAAGUUCCUCGCGUUGAGGACCACGUUCCUCACGCUGAGGACAAGGUUCUUCAUUCUGCAGACAAGGUUCUUCACUUUGAGGAGAAGGUUUUUCACUCUGAGGACAAGGUUCCUCACACUGAGGACAAUGUUCCGCAUUUUGAGGACAAGGUUCUCCACUCUGAGGAGAAGGUUCUUCACUCUGAAGAUAAGGUUCUUCACUCUGAGGCAAGGUUCUUCACACUGAGUACAAGGAUCUUCACUCUGAGGACAAGGUUCUUCACUCUUAGGACAAGGUUCUUUACUCUGAGGACAAGGUUCUUCCCUCUGAGGACAAGGUACUUCACUCUGAGGACAAGGUUCUUCACUCUGAGCACUAGGUUCGUCACUCUGAGGACAAGGUUCUACACUCCGACGACAAGGUUCUUCACUCUGAGGACAAGGUUCUUCACUCUAAGGACAAGUUUCCUCACUCGUAGAACAAGGUCCCUUACUCUGAGGACAAGGUUCUUCACUCUGAGAACAAGGUUCUUCACUCUGAAGACAAGGUUCUCACUCGUAGGACAAGGUUCCUCACUCUGAAGACAAGGUUCUUCACUCUGAGGAAAAGGUUCUUCACACUGAGGACAACGUUCCUCAUUUUGAGGACAAGGUACUUCACUCUGAAGACAAGUUUCUUCACACAGAGGACAAGGUUCUUCAAAAUGAGAACAAGGUUCUUCACUCUGAGGACAAGGUUUCACACUUUGAGGACAAGGUUUUUCACUCUGAGGACAAGGUUCUUCACUCUGUGGAUAAGGUUCUUCACUCUGAGGCCAAGGUUCUUCACCCUGAGGACAAGGUUCUUCACUUUGAGGACAAGGUUCUUCACCCUGAGGACAAGGCUCUUCACUCUGAGGACAAGGUUCUUCACUCUAAGGACAAGGUUCUUCACUCUGAGGACAAGGUCCUUCACUCUGAGGACAAGGUUCUUCACUCUGAGGACAAGGUUCCUCACUUUGAGGACAAGGAUCCUCGUACUGAGGACAAAGUUGCUGACACUGAGAAAAAGGUUCCUCAGUCUGAGGACAUGGUUCUUCACUCUGAGGACAAGGUUCCUCACACUGAGGACAAGGUUCCUCACUUUGAGGACAAGGUUCUCCACUCUGAGGACAAGGUUCUUCACUCUGAAGAUAAGGUUCUUCACUCUGAGGGCAAGGUUCUUCACACUGAGGACAAGGUUCUUCACUAUGACGACAAGGUUCUUCACUCCGAGGAUAAGGUUCUUCUCUCUGAGGACAAGGUUCUUCACUCUGAGGACAAGGUUCUUCACUCUGAGUACAAUGUUCUUCACUCUGAGGAUAAGAUUCUUCACUCUGAGGGCAAGGUUCUUCACACUGAGGACAAGGUUCUUCAUUCUCAGGACAAGGUUCUUCACUCUGAGGACAAGGUUCUUCACCCUAAGGACAAGGUUGUUCACUCUGAGGACAAGCUUCUUCACUCUGAAGACAAGGUUCUUCACUCUGAGGACUAGGUUCUUCACUCUGAGGACAAGGUUCUUCACUCUGAGGACAAGGUUCUAUACUCUGAGGACAAGGUUCUUCACUCUGAGGACAAGGUUCUUCACUCUAAGGACCAUGGUCUUCACUCUGAGGAAAAGGUUCUUCAUUCUGAGGACAAGGUUCUAUACUCUGAGGACAAGGUUCUUCACUCAGAGGACAAGGUUCUUCACUCUGAGGACUAGGGUCUUCACUCUGAGCACAAAGUUCUUUACUCUGAGGACAAGGUUUUUCACUCUGAGGACAAAGUUCCUCACCUUGAGGGCAAGGUUCCUCACACUGAGGACAAGGUUGCUGACACUGAGAACUAGGUUCUCCACUCUGACGACAAGGUUCCUCACUCUGAGGACAAGUUUCUUCGUCCUCAGGAGAAGGUUCUUCGCUCUGAGGACAAGGUUCCUAACACUGAGGACAAGGUUCUUCACUCUAAAGAGAGGGUUCUUCACUCGGAGGACAAGAUUCUUCACUCUGAGGAUAAGGUUCCUCACACUGGGGACAAGGUUCCUCACUUUGAGGACAAGGUUCUCCACUCUGAGUACAAGGUUCUUAACUCUGAGGAUAAGGUUCUUCACCCUGAGGGCAAGGUUCUUCACACUGAGGACAAGGUUCUUCAUUCUCAGGACAACGUUCUUCACUCUAAAGAGAGGGUUCUUCACUCGGAGGACAAGAUUCAUCACUCUGAGGAUAAGGUUCCUCACACUGGGGACAAGGUUCCUCACUUUGAGGACAAGGUUCUCCCCUCUGAGUACAAGCUUCUUCACUCUCAGGAGAAGGUUUUUCACUCUGAGGACAAGGUUCUUCAUACGGAGGACAAGGUUCCUGACUCUGAGGACAAGGUUCUUCCCUCUGACGACAACUUUCCUCGUUCUUAG
Molecule: messenger RNA, 2652 nt
Organism: Paramuricea clavata
Lineage: Eukaryota; Metazoa; Cnidaria; Anthozoa; Malacalcyonacea; Plexauridae
Source: the annotation of a GenBank genome assembly